UGAGGGGAGGUAGGGGUGGGGGGCAGAGGGGCGGUGCCGGUUGCGGCUGUGAGGGGGGCUCCAGCGGGAAGAUGGACGACUUCCAGUCGGCGGAGGAGACUUCCUUUGUUGUUGAUGAAGUCAGUGGCAUCAUUAAAGAGGCCAUAGAAAGUGCGAUAGGUGGCAAUGCCUACCAGCACAGCAAAGUCAACCAGUGGACAACGAGCGUGGUGGAACAAACCCUGAGCCAGCUCACAAAGCUGGGCAAGCCUUUCAAGUACAUCGUGACCUGUGUGAUUAUGCAAAAGAAUGGUGCUGGGCUACACACAGCAAGCUCUUGCUUCUGGGACAACUCCAGUGAUGGAACCUGCACCGUGAGAUGGGAGAACAAGACCAUGUACUGUAUUGUCAGUGCCUUUGGACUUGCAAUAUAAUUGCCUUGGGAUCAUUCAUCCUUCUCUUUUCUACUCCAGCACUUGAUUCCAUCUCUACUCAAACUGUGAAUACACUGAACGACUUCUGGUUUUAAUGUACCUUUUAAGGAACUUUUUUUUUUUUCCAAACGUAGAAAUGUGAAAACACGCUGUUACAUGGUUUAUGUUUGUCCUUAGUAUUGUGCCAGUGCUGCCGUACUGUCUUAACACUUCAAGAACUUCUCUUCAAGGUGCUAAUACUGAAAUCUGCUGCAGCGUAAACACUUUCUCUAGAUUUCUUUUUUUUAAGACCAAUGCAAAUGAGACACCGACUUUUCACACUUUGUACUUUUGGUUAGCAUUAAAUUAUUGAAAUUCACAA
Molecule: messenger RNA, 774 nt
Organism: Calidris pugnax (ruff)
Lineage: Eukaryota; Metazoa; Chordata; Aves; Charadriiformes; Scolopacidae
Gene: DYNLT1
Product: dynein, light chain, Tctex-type 1
Exons: 5
Coding region: 72-413 (113 amino acids)
Biological process (GO): microtubule-based movement
Cellular component (GO): cytoplasm; cytoplasmic dynein complex
Molecular function (GO): dynein intermediate chain binding
Source: RefSeq, a predicted model, not a curated record